Suricata suricatta (meerkat) is the source of this 2342-nucleotide messenger RNA. RefSeq names its product zinc finger protein 703 (gene ZNF703). The record is from RefSeq and is a predicted model, not a curated record. The transcript has 2 exons. The coding region runs from base 227 to 2002 and encodes 591 amino acids. Gene Ontology annotation, biological process: negative regulation of DNA-templated transcription. Gene Ontology annotation, cellular component: nucleus. NCBI's taxonomy places the organism in Eukaryota, Metazoa, Chordata, Mammalia, Carnivora, Herpestidae.
UCGCGGCUAUUUGACGUGCGGCUCUGGGAAGGCGAAGGUUUUUGUGUUGCUCGCCGGGGCUAGUGGCGGCAGCGGCGGCUGCGGCGGCGUCGGUGGAGGAGGGGUGGAGGCGCAGCGACUGCUGCACCGCGCUCGACGCUGCGGAGCGAGCCCACCCGCCCCGGGAGCUCGCCUCCCCGGUGCUCCCCCUCCCUCCCCGCCCCCCCAGUGGCGCUGCCUCCUCCAAAUGAGCGAUUCGCCCGCUGGAUCUAACCCAAGGACACCCGAAAGCAGCGGCAGCGGCAGCGGCGGCGGCGGGAAGAGGCCGGCGGUGCCGGCGGCGGUGUCCCUCUUGCCCCCGGCGGACCCCCUGCGCCAGGCGAACCGGCUCCCAAUCAGGGUCCUGAAGAUGCUGAGCGCUCACACCGGCCACCUCCUGCACCCGGAGUACCUGCAGCCGCUGUCCUCCACCCCCGUCAGCCCCAUUGAGCUGGACGCCAAGAAGAGUCCAUUGGCGCUGCUGGCCCAGACUUGCUCACAGAUCGGCAAGCCGGACCCGCCGCCCUCGUCCAAGCUCAACUCGGUAGCGGCGGCGGCCAACGGGCUGGGAGGGGAGAAGGACCCUGGCCGCUCCGCCACGGGUGCCGCCUCCGCGUCUGCGGCCCUCAAGCAGCUGGGGGACUCCCCGGCCGAGGACAAGUCCAGCUUCAAGCCCUACUCCAAGGGCUCCGGCGGCGGCGAUUCCCGCAAAGACAGCGGCUCCUCCUCCGUGUCCUCCACCUCUUCUUCAUCUUCCUUGUCCCCGGGAGACAAGGCGGGCUUCAGGGUUCCCAGCGCUGCCUGCACGCCCUUUCCCCCGCAUGGAGCGCCGGUCUCUGCGUCGUCGUCUUCGUCCUCGCCCGGUGGCUCCCGGGGCGGCUCCCCACACCACUCUGACUGCAAGAACGGCGGCGGGGGUGGCGCCGGGGAGCUGGACAAGAAAGACCAGGAGCCCAAGCCCAGCCCGGAGGCUGCGGCUGUGAGCCGUGGCAGCGGUGGGGAGCCCGGCGCACACGCGGGUGGUGCGGAGGCUGGGUCCUCUGGGCGCAAGUCCGAGCCGCCCUCGGCACUCGUAGGGGCUGGCCACGUGGCGCCGGUGUCACCCUACAAACCGGGCCACUCAGUGUUCCCGCUGCCACCCUCCAGCAUCGGCUAUCACGGCUCUAUCGUGGGCGCCUACGCCGGCUACCCGUCUCAGUUCGUGCCUGGCCUGGAUCCCAGCAAGUCUGGCCUCGUGGGAGGCCAGCUGUCGGGGGGCUUGGGCCUGCCACCCGGCAAGCCCCCCAGCUCCAGCCCGCUCACCGGGGCCUCCCCGCCCUCCUUCCUGCAGGGAUUAUGCCGCGACCCCUACUGCCUGGGAGGUUACCACAGCGCCUCGCACCUCGGUGGUUCCAGCUGCUCCACUUGCAGUGCGCACGACCCCACCGGGCCCAGCCUGAAGGCCGGGGGCUACCCGCUGGUGUACCCCGGGCACCCGCUCCAGCCCUCUGCGCUCUCCUCCAGCGCCGCUCAGGCCGCGCUCCCCGGCCACCCUCUCUACACCUACGGCUUCAUGCUGCAGAACGAACCGCUGCCGCACAGCUGCAACUGGGUCGCGGCCAGCGGGCCGUGUGACAAGCGCUUCGCCACCUCGGAGGAGCUGCUCAGCCACCUACGGACUCACACGGCCCUGCCGGGAGCAGAGAAACUUCUGGCCGCCUACCCCGGGGCUUCCAGCCUGGGCAGCGCCGCCGCGGCCGCCGCAGCCGCCGCCUCCUGCCAUCUGCACCUCCCCCCGCCCACCGCCCCGGGCAGCCCCGGGUCGCUGUCUUUGCGGAGUCCACACACUUUGGGGCUAAGCCGGUACCACCCCUAUGGCAAGAGCCACUUAUCCACAGCCGGGGGCCUGGCCGUGCCGUCCCUCCCCACAGCCGGACCCUACUACUCACCGUAUGCGCUGUACGGACAGAGACUAGCUUCAGCCUCCGCACUCGGAUACCAGUAACUACAGCUCUUGCUCCCACCCAACCCUCCUCUCCUUUCCCCCUCUGCCUCCCUUCCCCCGGCCGCCUCGCCGCUGCAACCUCCACUACUGCUUGUCCCUGCAGGGAUUCCCCGCCCAGACCCUCCCUACCGGACUGUGUAUUUAUUUACUAUAAUGUUAGCUUACAAGCUGGGAAUAUAAGUGCAUUAACGGCCCACACGAGUCAAUGGUAUGCAAAAAGUCUGUGUUCCCCAAAUAAUAAUAUUAAUCACACAAAUAACUACAUGUUCCCCGCCCCUCUUCCUUUCUUUUAUUCUUUUUCCUUUUUCUUAGAUGUGUCUUUUUCCUUUUUUUUUUUUUU